UUCUUGGAUACGAACAAGCUCGCAUUGUCGCCGCCGUCGCUGCCGCUGUCGUCGUCGUCGUCAACAUGGCAUCCCUGAGAAAUGGAGGUGCCACUGUGGUUAUGGGUGCUCAGUGGGGUGAUGAAGGCAAGGGAAAGCUCGUCGAUGUUCUCGCCUCCGAUGCCGAUGUCGUUGCCCGCUGUGCUGGCGGAAACAACGCCGGCCACACCAUUGUCGCCAACGGAGCCAAGUUUGACUUUCAUCUCCUGCCUUCGGGUCUUGUAAACCCCAACUGCGUCUCGGUGAUCGGCAACGGCGUUGUCGUCCAUCUCCCCUCGUUCUUCUCGGAACUGGAGAACAACGAAAAGAAGGGCCUGAAUGCCGAUGGCCGUCUUUUUGUCUCCGACCGUGCCCAUCUUGUCUUUGACUUCCAUCAGGUCGUCGAUGGCCUCCGCGAGGCCGAGCUCGGCGGCUCCAGUCUCGGCACUACCCGCAAGGGCAUCGGACCGACCUACUCGUCCAAGUCGUCGCGCUCGGGUCUGCGUGUCCACCACCUCUACAACUGGGAGGAGUUUGAGGCCAAGUAUCGAACUACCCUCGCCAACAAGCAGAAACGCUACGGCAACUUUGAACACGACGCUGAUCAAGAGCUGGCUAAGCUGAAGCAACUUGCCGCCCGUAUCCGUCCGUAUGUCAUCGACACCAUCCCAUACAUCCACAAGGCCCUUGCCGAGAAGAAGCGUGUCCUGGUCGAGGGUGCCAACGCUCUCAUGCUUGAUCUUGAUUUCGGCACCUACCCCUUUGUCACGUCCUCGAGCACCACCGUUGGUGGCGUCUGCACCGGUCUUGGUAUUCCUCCCACCAAGAUCGACAAGGUCAUUGGUGUCGUCAAGGCCUACACCACCCGUGUCGGCGCUGGCCCCUUCCCCACCGAGCUCCUGGAUGACAUUGGCAACCAUCUGCAGUCCGUCGGUGUCGAAUACGGCGUUACCACCGGCCGCCGCCGCCGCUGUGGCUGGCUUGAUCUUGUCGUGAUGAAGUACUCGUGCAUGAUCAAUGGCUACACCACCCUCAACAUCACCAAGCUCGACGUUCUCGACCAGCUUCCUGAGAUCAAGGUUGCCGUGGCCUACCACUACGAGGGCAAGAAGCUCGACAGCUUCCCUGCCGAUCUCACGCUCCUGAGCAAGGUUGAUGUCGAGUACAUUACCCUCCCCGGAUGGAAGCAGGACAUCUCUGCUUGCAGAACCUUCGAAGCGCUCCCGUUGAAUGCUCAGCUCUACAUCAAGAAGGUCGAGGAGAUUCUGGAGACUCCAGUUGAAUGGAUCGGCGUUGGCCCCGCUCGCGACGCUAUGAUUCGUCGCCAGGUCUAACUCGUUGGCAGUGCAAGCUCUGGCGUCUGCUGUAAACUGGCCCCGAUUGUACCAUCCCCAUCCGAUGAGAGCUUCCGAACAACCCUCUCUUGUCGAUCAUCCAUGGCAUGAGAGGAGGAGACCCUCGAUGCCAUUAUCGCACUAAAAUAUAACGGCGUUGCUUUUGUGUAUGUGA
This is a messenger RNA of Polychytrium aggregatum, 1527 nucleotides long. RefSeq names its product putative ADE12-adenylosuccinate synthetase. Gene Ontology annotation, cellular component: cytoplasm. Lineage: Eukaryota; Fungi; Chytridiomycota; Chytridiomycetes; Polychytriales. The transcript is spliced from 8 exons. The coding region runs from base 66 to 1352 and encodes 428 amino acids. Gene Ontology annotation, molecular function: adenylosuccinate synthase activity; GTP binding. Gene Ontology annotation, biological process: 'de novo' AMP biosynthetic process; IMP metabolic process. The record is from RefSeq and is a predicted model, not a curated record.